Plasmodium cynomolgi strain B is the source of this 1914-nucleotide messenger RNA. Its product is annotated as RNase L inhibitor. The transcript has 3 exons. Gene Ontology annotation, biological process: ribosomal subunit export from nucleus; translational initiation; translational termination. Lineage: Eukaryota; Apicomplexa; Aconoidasida; Haemosporida; Plasmodiidae. Gene Ontology annotation, molecular function: ATP binding; ATP hydrolysis activity; iron ion binding. The record is from RefSeq and is a predicted model, not a curated record. Bases 1 to 1914 code for a protein of 637 amino acids.
AUGAAGAAGAAAAACAAGGAGGACCUGUACAAGGAGAACAAGCUGGAGGCGUCCAAGUUAAGGAUAGCCAUCGUCAGCACAGAUAAGUGCAAGCCAAAGAAGUGCCACCUGGAAUGCAAAAAAAAUUGCCCAAUAGUCAAAACAGGAAAGUUCUGCAUAGAAGUAGAGCACGCAUCUAAGAUAGCCUACAUAAGUGAAACCCUAUGCAUAGGAUGUGGUAUAUGUGUGAAGAAGUGCCCCUUCUCCGCCAUAACAAUUAUUAACCUGCCAAAGGAUAUAAACAAAGAUGUCGUACAUAGGUACGGACCGAACACUUUUAAACUACAUAGACUACCCGUACCCAAGUUAGGACAAAUAUUAGGUCUAGUAGGAACCAAUGGAAUAGGAAAAUCAACUGCUUUAAAAAUUUUGUCAUCUAAAUUGAAGCCCAACUUGGGUAAGUUCAGUAACCCUCCUGAAUGGAGAGAUAUCUUAUCCUUUUUCCGAGGGAAUGAGUUGCAAAUAUUUUUUACAAAGUUGUUGGAGGAGCAAUUGACUCCAAUUAUAAAACCACAGAAUGUAGAUUUGAUCCCAAAACAAAUUAAAGGAAAUAUUUUAGACAUAAUAAACAAAAAGGAUAAGCUGAACAAAAAGGAUCAAUAUAUGACUGCACUCGAGUUGGACCAUUUACUAGAUCGAAAUGUAGAAGACUUAAGUGGAGGAGAGUUGCAAAGAUUUGCUCUACUUAUAUCAAUUAUUGGACAAACAACUAAUGUAUAUAUGUUUGACGAACCCAGCAGUUACCUUGAUAUUAAGCAACGUAUAUCCAUGGCCAAAAUUAUACAUAGCUUAGUUAGACAUGAUAACUACAUCAUAGUAGUUGAACACGACCUUUCCAUUUUGGAUUAUCUAAGUGAUUAUGUUUGCUGUCUCUGGGGAAAGGCAGGGGCAUACGGAGUGGUUACCUCUCCUUUUUCUGUACGAGAAGGUAUUAAUGUCUUCCUUGAUGGAUUCGUGCCAACUGAUAAUUUACGAAUAAGAGAAGAAUCCCUAAAUUUUAAGCUAGCCACAGAUCAAGACGUAACAGAUGAAGACAAAAAAAGACUCCAUUUUUAUAACUACCCAACUAUUAAAAAAACGCUAAAUAGUUUCACCUUAACUAUCGAUAAAGGAAUCUUCUCCGAGUCAGAAGUUUUUGUUCUCUUAGGUCAAAAUGGAAGUGGAAAAAGUACAUUCAUACGUCUCUUUGCAGGACUCAUCAAACCGGAUAAUGUCGAUAGUCUCGGUUUUCUUGAAUCUCUUAGCGUUUCUUACAAACCACAACAGAUACAGGCAAAGUAUACGGGAACUGUGAGACAGCUACUCAUGUCCAAGUUAAAGGGACUGUACACAGAUCCCUACUUUAAUAAUGAAAUUAUUAAGCCGUUAAAAAUUGAAGGCAUCCUCGACAAUCAAGUUCUAACCCUAUCAGGAGGAGAGUUACAAAAAGUUGCCAUUAUCAUUACCCUGGCGAAGAACACAAAUAUCUACCUCAUCGAUGAACCCUCUGCUUACUUAGAUUCCGAACAAAGAAUCAUUGUCUCCAAAAUUAUUAAGCGCUUCAUUCUUAAUACAAACAAAACGGCAUUUGUCGUAGAGCAUGAUUUUAUUAUGGCUACCUAUUUGGCGGAUCAUGUCAUCGUCUUCGAUGGGCAGGCGGGAGUCAACACCGUUGCCAAUACACCCCAAACGCUCGUGGCGGGCAUGAACAAAUUUCUGAAAAUUAUUGACGUAACCUUUAGGCGAGACCCCACCAACUACCGACCCAGGAUAAACAAGUACGACAGUGUCAAGGACAAGGAGCAGAAGCUCAACGGCACCUACUUCAUCAUCGACGAGCAUAAUUACGCAUCUUUGAGAAAAAUCUCCAACUGGGUUAGAGACAACGGAUGCUGA